AUGUCCCUUAAAUGUACGCCCGAUAUUGCGGAGCUGCUGCCCACGCGACAGUAUCGUUGCGAAUACGGAUGUAAAGAGGUAUAUGGCAAUCAAAGUCACUAUCAAGUGCAUCUACGACGCCGACACAAUGUGACAAUCUUAAAGGAUCCGGAAAAGGAGCAGACUAGCUAUCAUUGUCCAAUUGAGAAGUGCAUAUACCAUGUUGAAAUGCGAGGCGCCCGAAGCUUUUCGAAUUUGCGUUUUCUGCGCCAGCAUUAUCAGAAAGUGCACAUGGCCAAGGAGAACAAGUGUGACAAGUGCCUGGAAACGUUUUUACUCCCACGUCAGCUGGAGAAGCACCACUGUUGUGUUACAUUCGAGUGUCCUGUUUGUGAGCUCAAGUACAGCAGCAAAGCUGCACUGCAAACGCAUAUGAGACGUAAGAGCCAUAUGGGUUCAAUCAAUCAAUCAAUCAAUGAGAUAUCUACAAAGGUGGCACUGCCUACAUUGAAGGCUUGGAAAAAAUCACAGCAAGCUCAAAAAGCUGUGGAGAGUAUAUCACAAGAAACAAUCCAACCACUGUACUAUACUAUACCAGCUAUUGAGAUGCCUUAUUUCAUUGAAGUACCCGUGGAAAUGCAGCCUGUCAGUGUCGAUGAUGUAUCCCUGGAAGUGCAGCCUAUGGAUGAACCCAUUCCCAACUUUACCGCUGAGGAAGUGGAACGACUAUUGCGUGACAUGGAAACGCAAACAGAUGACGUUGAUUUGGAUGGCAUUGAUCUCAAUAAUGAGGAGCUGGCGCCUCUACUGCGUAACAUACAAACUCAAACGCUAGACAAUAGACAAAACCAAGGCACUAUGACAGAACUGGACUUGGAUGCAACUUGUGAUUUUGAGCCCAUGUUUUGUGAACAGACCUCAGCACAUAUGCAUACCCAGAGUGAUUUUGGGCCCAUCUUUGGUGAACAGACCUCAACACAUAUGCAGACCCAGACCUGUAAUGAGCUCUUUGAGGAGUUGGGCUUGUCGCAUAUACAGACACAAACCCAUUGGUCAGAUGGUCUCUAUAAUACACAACAAACGCAGACCUGCGAUGAAAUGCUGGAUGAACUUCUGGAGAACUUUCAGUCAACCUGCACCCAAACAAGAUGGUUGGAUUGGCAGGAAACGGCAGACAGCGUCGAAUAUCAACAACAGCAUUAG
Molecule: messenger RNA, 1182 nt
Organism: Drosophila busckii
Lineage: Eukaryota; Metazoa; Arthropoda; Insecta; Diptera; Drosophilidae
Gene: Asciz
Exons: 2
Coding region: 1-1182 (393 amino acids)
Biological process (GO): regulation of transcription by RNA polymerase II
Cellular component (GO): nucleus
Molecular function (GO): DNA-binding transcription factor activity, RNA polymerase II-specific; transcription cis-regulatory region binding
Source: RefSeq, a predicted model, not a curated record